This is a messenger RNA of Racocetra persica, 492 nucleotides long. Lineage: Eukaryota; Fungi; Glomeromycota; Glomeromycetes; Diversisporales; Gigasporaceae. The record is from the annotation of a GenBank genome assembly.
AUGUCUGUUACUCUGCAUACAGAUUUGGGUGAUCUCAAGAUUGAAGUUUUUUGCGAAGCUGUUCCUAAAACGGCAGAGAAUUUUUUAGCACUUUGUGCGAGUGGAUAUUAUGAUAAUAAUUUGUUUCAUAGAAACAUAAAAGGGUUUAUGGUUCAGACCGGCGACCCAACGGGGACGGGUAAAGGUGGAAAUUCAAUUUGGGGAAGAAAAUUUGCGGAUGAAAUUAAGUCAUCAUUAAAGCAUAACGCCCGAGGAAUUAUUUCCAUGGCCAACAAUGGUCCGGAUACGAACGGAUCUCAGUUUUUUAUUACAUACACCAAAUUGCCUCAUCUCGAUACAAAAUACACGGUAUUUGGAAAAGUCAUUGAUGGCUCCGACACAACAUUGGAUGCUAUCGAAAAAGUUCCCGUCGAUGAAAAAAGUCGUCCUGUUCAAGAGAUACGAAUCAAAUCCAUUACAAUCCAUGCAAAUCCUUUGGCUGAACGCGAUUAA